AACAGAAACUGGGAUCAAAGCUCCAAAGCCCCAUGGGGCCACUUGUGGUCCUGGAGAGAUAAAGACAUUACCAAUGAAAUCAAGACAGCGUGCAUAUUGCAUGGUGCUGCUGAGGAUAAUGGCAGUAAAGGAAAUGCUGCCUCACCACAAUCUGAUUAUAACAGCAGCGAUCAGAAGACCGCCUGCAGAAAACAUGAGCUGUACGUGAGCUUCCGAGAGCUGGGCUGGCAGGACUGGAUCAUUGCGCCUGACGGCUACGCAGCCAACUACUGUGACGGAGAAUGUUCCUUUCCUCUGAACGCCCACAUGAAUGCUACCAACCACGCCAUCGUGCAGACGCUGGUGCACCUGAUGAACCCUGAGAAUGUGCCAAAGCCGUGCUGCGCCCCCACCAAACUCCACGCCAUUUCAGUGCUUUACUUCGACGACAACUCCAACGUCAUCCUGAAGAAGUACAAAAACAUGGUGGUGCGCGCCUGCGGCUGCCACUGACCCUGCCGGAGGGAAGGUGAUCCACCCCCCCAAAAAAGUCCUCCACUUCUGGAACAAGACAUCAAGAAAUGCAAUUAAGGAUUUAUUGUUGCAUACGUUUUUGUCAGCAGCUUCUCUUUUUAGCUGAGGACUAGAGCUGUAAUCUCAAGGAAGUCUGUGGAAAAGAGGGAGUCUUUGUGGAUGAUUUUUUUUGUAUUGAACGCCUGACGGGCUGAUGCACCUACAGAGAGGACCAGACUAAAACCUCUUUGGGAAAGACCAGAGUGCUGCUUUCUUUAUCAUCUCCACGAACUGAUGUUUUAAGAAAACUGAUGAGAAAGUCGUCUAAAAGAUUCGACUCACUGGCGCAGGAGUUUUACACUAAAUAAAUGACACAUCGGAGUCUAUACAUGUGCUGUUUUUUCCUUUUCUCCAGCCGUAUUUUCUCCUCCAGCCAUAUUUGCUCUCCCAAAAUACUAUAUGGACUGAACCGACCUGACCACAGACCGUUUUAGCUGUGGACUGCUCUGAAUAAUCCCCUCCGUGUCAAUAUUUGUCAGGCUCAGGCUGAGCCGUGAUUCACCGGGCCGCUCCGGCGUGAUGCAUGUUGUGGCUGUGCUUGUGUUUUUCUCCACACGACUGAAGAAUACAGCUCUAUCCCUCCGACAUGCCACAAAUGACCGUUUCUAUGUCGCUGCACUCGGAGAGCUAACAAACCCUUUCACCCCCACGACAGCCUGUUGAGAGCUCGGGGAAAAAGGUUCAAAUCUUUCACUUUAUUGGAUGAAAUGUAUGUUUCUUGUCAUCUAAAAAACACGAUGUGAUCCUUGGAUGGCAUGCAAUCUUCAUAGAACACUUAUGAAUGAUAAAGUAUAUAUAUCCACAAAUAAUUAAACUACCGUGUGUGCCUAACCAAUCUUUAAAUUACAAAAUAUACCUCUGCUAAGCUGCUGUUUACAUUUGUGAUCAUGUUAACUGUUUUUUUUUGUAAAUACUUGUACAUUCUCCGCUUAUUUAUUGCACCUUUUAUUAAAAGAAAUAAAAAAUAUCACAUCUUUAAUACAAAACCAAGAUUGAAAAACCUUAUUUUUGGGAAAAAAAGACAACUUUAUUAUCAAAUUUCAUGUUACAAUUUGCCAAUACUCACUUUUUGUGCAACAUAUGUGGGUUUUGCACAACCCAUGAAAAGAAAAUAUACAGAAAAUACUUCCAUCACUGGAGUUCCAAAGAUCAUGUGCUAUCCAUAAAAAUGUUUAUUGAAAAAAGAAAAAAGGGACAAAGAGCGGCAUGUCUGCCUGUUUGUGUACCUUGACUGGACAAUAAAGCGAGUGGACAUCACAUGUUUCAUUUCAGGGGGGUCAAAGAACAUUCGGAAGAUUUAACAAGGUGCUGAUUACCUCACAAUGGUUUGUCACAAUCCACUGUUUUUAUCUCAAAUCUCCAAAAAUGUAAUGCAUUUUAGUAGGAAAAUAUGUUUUAAUUAAGUAUUUCCAGACACAAAUUGGUUUCACUCUUCUCCGUCGUGUGAUUGCAGUGACCUGAACUACUUUGUUGAUUACUUGAUUUCAGCGAGAAUCACAUUUGAUAAGAGAUUGGGAUUUUCUAAAUCAAGACACUUGUAGCUCAUAUAAGAGAU
Molecule: messenger RNA, 2107 nt
Organism: Oryzias melastigma (Indian medaka)
Lineage: Eukaryota; Metazoa; Chordata; Actinopteri; Beloniformes; Adrianichthyidae
Product: bone morphogenetic protein 6
Exons: 4
Biological process (GO): SMAD protein signal transduction
Cellular component (GO): extracellular region
Molecular function (GO): cytokine activity; growth factor activity
Source: RefSeq, a predicted model, not a curated record